This is a messenger RNA of Sodiomyces alkalinus F11, 2904 nucleotides long. RefSeq lists its product as hypothetical. NCBI's taxonomy places the organism in Eukaryota, Fungi, Ascomycota, Sordariomycetes, Glomerellales, Plectosphaerellaceae. Bases 219 to 2612 code for a protein of 797 amino acids. The transcript is spliced from 3 exons. The record is from RefSeq and is a predicted model, not a curated record. Gene Ontology annotation, biological process: eisosome assembly.
UCCCGCAUGGUUCUUAGUGAGCAGUAACUCUCAUCUGCUAUUAGACCGGGGAUAUUUCGCAAGCGGAAAGCUUGCAUGCAGUUCUACCGGAGAAUAAGAACCAAUAUUCGAAAAUCAGAAGUCCGUUUCAGAGAGCGCAACGGCUAGCUAUUCCUUCUGUACCCUGUACCCGAAUUUUUAUCUCUUUGAGGCACCCCUUGGCGCAAAAGUAUUUCAGUAUGACCGAGACGCAGUGCCAGCAGCUCGCGCCUCAAGCGAAUCAUACGGGCAGACUACGAUACGCCGACCCCCAGGAUCUCCCCAGUUAUCCAUCUAGUGGCUUGCGCAAAGACGGCGCUGCUGCCAGUGCCGCGGCAACACUUGGUUGGGCGAACCAAAAGUCCGUUAACCCAUGGCGCCCCGAUAAGUCUGCGUCGGCCUCUGCCGCCGCAUUGCUCGCGCACGAUUCUCAUCAGAGGGAGCCCGGUGUAAGCUCCGCAGGGGCUUCGGCCGCUCUUCUCUCUGCUACAUCUGCCAAGAAGCAACAGCAACAGGACGAGCAUCGAGAGCAGGAACAUCUGCAUCGCCAAAGAUCCAUCUCCACCUCUUCCCAACUAUCGGCACAGACGACCUUGGGAAGCUCUGCCGCGAUGCAAGCUUUUAGAUCAAGCCUGUCAGUCCGGCGACCAGCGCGAACGCCCGCUCAACAUGCCUUCGACGCGAACGAAACCCAUGCCCUCGGGUCCUUGUCAGCAGCGAAAAGUGUCAUGGGCCCUUCUAGGCGGCCGCGGUCUGUUUCAACACCCGUCACCAUGGCCGAGGCCUACCCUGCACAGUCCCGGGCAGCAGCCAAUGCGCUCAGCGCUGCCACUACCGCUCAUAAGCCUUCCAUGAAACCCGACUCUUCCAUCGACAGGGGCGGCUCGGUUCCGUAUACGCUUAUGCCCCGGGCCAUGUUUACCUCGCAUCCUGCCAUUGGCCCAGAAGCCGAAGAUCAGAAGAGAGCAGACAUGCUUCACGCGUCAGCCGUCGCCAUGGCCAGAAAGAUGUACUCUCAUCAGCAGAAAAUGACCGACCAGGCAAAGGAGGCUUCUCAGCAGGCCACGUCAGACGCCGAGGGCACGACGACCGUCCAUCAACCCGCGGGUUAUGUAAAUCUACAAGAAGCGGCCUACAAGCUGGCGCAAGAGCGACUCGCCAAGCUCGAAGAAGAGCAUCGGCAAGCCCGCGAGUAUCAAGAUUAUUACGGCGGCACCCCGGCCCGUCGCAAUACCCUCCAGAGACGGUUCACAUUGAAAGGCCGACUGCGAAGACAAUCGUCAGCCGAUGAUGACGAGUUCGAUGAUCGUAAGCAGUCCGAAAGGAUCCGCCAGCAAAUGUCCAUCUUUUCGACGAACGUAUCCAAGGUGGACGAGCAGAAGCGGGCCAAAGACCGGGAGGCAGUGUUGGCGGCAGCACAGAGAAACGUCAGAGCCCGUCUACAAGGCAUGGAUGAGAAGGUCUUUGCCGAUACGGGGAAGUUGCCACCCCCAAAGCGACUGAGCGAGUGGGAGCUGAGAGCUCACGAGGCAGCCAUGGCUCUGCAUGAUUCGAGGGAGGAGCACCAAGGCAAAGUCAACCUCGGUGGUGGCAUGUAUCUGAGCGUUGAGGAUGUGGAUGCCAUUGCCGCGAAGCGGGUGCAGCCUGUCCUCGACGAGAUCAACGAAAAGGCCGCCGAAGAACGCGAAAGACAGGAGGUGUUGAGGAUGGAGGCAGAGGCGAAGAAGAUUGACGACCAAAAACGCAAGGAGCGGGAGAGGGAGAUCAAGGAAAUUAAUAAGAAGAUCAUCGACAAACAAGAAGAACGGGAGAGAAAGUAUCGGGAAAAGGAAGAGCACAAAGCGAAGAAAGAGGAGGAGAAAGCGAAGCGUGAUGAAGAAAGGGCAGCCAAGGCCGAGGAGAAAAGACAAGCCAAGGAAGAGAGGCGCAGAGCUCGGGCGGCUGAGAGGCAGGCUAGGGCGGUGGAUGGCCAACAUGCCGGGGGAGAUGCACUGGACGACACGGACAGCGACGAGAACGACGCCAUGCCGACGAUUCGGCCUCCACCCGUGGUGAACACGGAGGCCGCAGAGCGUGCAAGUGAGCAGCAACUGGCCAGUAGUCCAACCAAGGAAUCCGCAUCCACAUCGCCGACGCAUAAGGUGCGGUCGUGGCUCAAAUCGCGCUUUGGUCGGCCACGGGGGAAGUCGUUGGCCAACGAAGAAGGUUACCAACCAGGUUUCAUCGGAGGCGCGGCGUUGAGCAGCCGUUUAGUUGGCGACGGCGCAAGCACCAGGAGCCUUGACAACCCAGCGCCGAGCAUGCGCGAGGUUGCCAUGGCGGGAGACGACACCACCGGGACUGGGGGACGGCGUAGGUCACGGACCGUGGGAAGCGGACGGUGGCGCGAGUCUCUGUCGAUGGGCAUUCUGAGCAGGAGCAGCAACGCCAACGAGGAUGGUCUCGGGCGAGAUCUUGGCUCUGGGGCGACGAGUGGCGAUGGCGGGGACGAGGAAGAGAGGUCUAUUACGCCGCCCGCGAAGCUGCGGGAUCCGGUGGAGCAACGGGGUGCGAGUCCGAAUCGGGAUUCACGAUUCCGUGAAAUGAUGGACUGAAGCAUUGGAUCCUCAAGAUGGGACAUCACGAGUUGGAUACGGCGGGCAGGCGUUAAGGCCAAUUUCUUCUUGGAUCUGGGAAUCUAAUUCAGCUUGUUGUUGGGUCAAAAUGUCCGUUCUUUCUCCCCCCCUUUACCCUUUACCAACUCAACUCAAUGAACAAACAUCAAGUUUUCGUGGCGAGUUAAAAAAAUAAAAAAUUGGUUGAGGUUUUCGAAUUCCACGGGUUUCUAUCUUGCCGGGGUGGGCAUCGACUGUCGGUAUUAGGACACGGGCAUUGGCACAUGCCCGA